UACCAGUCAGCUGUUCAGUGUUUUGCUCCUCCACAAACCCACGAAAAUUUUCGAAACCCUCGUGACUAAUUAGAUAAAUAAUUAAUUAAUUAAUCCUAACAAUAAUAUUAAUAAACAAAAUAAAGAAACGCGUAAAAAGUUACAAAAAUAAAUAAAAUGUGUAAAAUAUCCGAAAUUGUUUAUGUGCAAAGUGUAGUCAUGUGCGCACGUCCUGUGGCGCAUGAGGCGGGUGUUUGUGUAACUAGAAGCCCGAGUGUAUUUUAGCAGUACCUUUGAUGAUACGGUAGUUUGUGUGCGUGAGUGAUAACAGUCAGUCUCGGUCGUGUGCUCGGUCUAUUAUGAGGUCAGACGUCGAGCUAGAGCAUUUUGAAUUUAAAGUCUAGCGUAGGUUUAGUCUGUCGAUUGACGUCGACCUGAGCUGUCAGCUGUCAAUUUAUAUUCCGUAUUUAUUGUUAAUUUUAUUUUUUACAUUAUUUAUUGUCUAGUAUUUAAAGUGUAAUGCUCGAGUCCUGUGAAUGCCAUAUAUUUUAUUAUUUAUUGCUGUGAUGUGUCGGUUUAAAUUUAAAAUGCAAUGCGGUACUUUGGUAACUAAUAAGUUCUGUGGUUAUUUUAUUAUUGUUUUUUUAAUUUAUUGUGGGUUCUGUUGUACUAUUUGUUGUGCUAAUGGAAUAUUUAGUGAUCAUAAGUGUAGUCAUCAACAUCCACGUCCUCAUGAGAUCGUACAUGGUGUUCAUAUCGAACCAGCCCAUGAAGUCAAAAAACGCAGUAUUAAUCAACCGCUAAGAAUUCUAUUAUUUUAUGAUGACAGUGUUUACAGAUUGGAUGCGGAGAAAUUCGACCUCAUUAAUAAUACCAUAUUACCAGAAGCUGUACACUUUUGGGAACGUACACUAAUGGUCCGAGAAACUAAAAAUACAAUUCGUUUAAAUCGUAAAUGUGAGAGCAGCCGAGUUUUUGUGAAAGACCACCAUACGUAUUGCAUCGAUACGUGUCGACCUACGACCAUGUGUGGGGAAGUUAAUGUACCGGAAGCUCAUCUUGAUGUAUGUAGAGUAUGUAAUGCAACUGGACAAAAAUGCGGUGUACAAGAGGGCAGUACAGCUGGUGAAGGAAUUGAUGGCGCUGACUUUGUAUUUUAUGUGUCGGCAUUACAAUCAGAACGUUGUCAUAAUGGAUUGACUGUUGCUUAUGCAGCUCAUUGUCAACAAGAAGCUGCAUUAGACAGGCCAAUUGCCGGACAUGCAAAUUUAUGUCCUGGAAGCAUCAGCACAAAGCCUCAGGAACUAGAAACACUAUUGAGUACAGUAAAACAUGAAAUAUUACACGCGUUAGGUUUUUCAUUGAGUCUCUAUGCGUUUUAUCGCGAUGAAAACGGGGAACCCCGGACACCAAGACGCGCCGAAACCGGAAAACCUCAACUCAAUGAAAAGUUGCAAACGCACCAGUGGAGCGAGAACACGAUAAAAACAAUAGUGAGGCCGCAGUGGCAUGUGAGGGGUGGCAGCGUCGAGCGAUCGAUGCAGAUGAUUGUUACACCGCGUGUCAGAGAAGAAGUACGUGCGCAUUUUAAUUGCCCUAAUUUGGAAGGCGCAGAAUUAGAGGACCAGGGCGAGGAUGGUACCGCACUCACCCACUGGGAAAAAAGAGUUUUCGAGAAUGAAGCUAUGACUGGUACUCAUACACAAAAUCCAGUGUACUCCCGUAUAACCCUUGCCCUAAUGGAAGACACCGGCUGGUACACCGCCAACUAUUCAAUGGCCCAAGAGCUGGGAUGGGGUCGCCGCUUAGGCUGUGAUUUCGCUAUGAAAUCUUGCAAGGAAUGGAUAUCUACGCGCUCAUCACGUCUAUCGGGGAAAACAAUUCAUCCAUUUUGUAAUAAAGUUAAACAAGAUCCAUUACAAACAGAGUGUACUGACGAUCGAAGCUCAGUAGCUCUGUGUAAUCUUGUAGAGCAUCCGCAGCCCUUACCAAAAAAAUAUCAGAAUUUUGAUUGGAUCCCACAUGUGCAGUCGGGUAAAGAACAAUACUACGGCGGAUCAGUAUCUCUGGCUGACUAUUGUCCUUACAUACAAGAGUUCACGUGGCGGGCUAAGAAUAUUGUGAUUCGUGGCUCUCAUUGUCUUUAUGAAGAGAACAAUCCACAUCCAGAAAAAAAUUUCGCAUUAGAAAAUUACGGGCCGCACUCGAGGUGUUUUGAUCAUACUAAUGAUAUGUGGGAAGAGAGAACAUGUAAACAAGCGAGGCAAUGGCAGCACUGGGGCUCGGGGUGUUAUCAAUAUAAGUGUGAAGCUGGGAGACUUCAUAUUAUGGUUGCAAACUAUACAUACACUUGUUAUCACGCUGGUCAAAAAUUAACCAUUAAAAUAAUCGAAAACGAAUGGCUGCACAAAGGCGCGCUGAUCUGUCCUCCGUGCAAAGAAAUAUGCCAGCAAGAGUUGAAAUCAAAAGGCGAGUGGUGCAAACCCGGGGACGAGCAUCCGCCCUCAACUUUUUACCACCAAGAUCACUUGCAGUGCGGCAUUGACCGGAAAUUGCCCUCGAUCCUUCGCGUUAUAUUAUUUAUCAGUAUCAAUGUCAUUUUCAGAUGAUCUAAUUCCGUUUUAUCAUCAUUAAGUUUUUAAUUGCUAACAACAAUUUCAUGAUAAUUGAUAAUCAUAAGAAUAAUAAAAACAAUAAUUUUUUUAAAUUGAAACAAAAAAUCGAUUAAAAGUUUAAUUACUAAAAUAAGUGGACGUCAUAUCGUAAUUGUAAAUUAGAAAAAUUUUUAAUUGAUCAAAUAAAAAAAAAAGUAUUAGUUAAGAUUAUUUGAUAUUAAAGAAUUGAAUUGCAAAUUUUGUUGAAAAAAAAAAUACGUAAAAUAAAAUGUAUAUAGUUUAUCACGUAAAAAAUCGAUAUCGAUAUUUUGGGUAUCGAUACAAAUAUUCAAGACAAGUAUGGGUUGUGGGUACUCGUUUCAAAGCGCAGGCGAUUUCCUGUCGAUAUAUGUCAUUGAAAAUAUUUAUUAAUUGUCGAGUAAUUACAAUUGCCAUUGCGACAAUUAGCUGUAUAGAUUUUAAAUGGCUAAUAACUUUUGAACAAUCGACUUUACGCUAUUUUAUGUCUGAUAAAAAUUUAUCGGUAAUUUAAUUGCCAACAAAUUUGUUUAUGUAAAAAAAUACCGUAGGACCAACGGUUUAAAAGUUAUCAGCGUUUAAAGUUCAAAUUAUAUAAAUAAUAAUAACAACAAUUUUAAUUACUGAUAAAUAAUUAUUUUUUUUUUAUAGUCUUGUAGAAAAUAACGAGAGCUUUUAAAUGAGUACCAACAACCCAUACCUGAGGUGAUUUAUAAAAUAUCAUUGGUUGUAAAAUUUAAAAAAUGUUUUUUUUUUUCUAAAUUUAUUUAUCAAAAUAUAUCAGUAUGAUAAAUAGAUAACGCAAAUUAUUGUGAGUGAUUUAUAAAAAUAAUUAAUUUAAAGUAAAUGUUAUCAAGUGAAAUGAAAAAAAUAAAUUUUAACAAUUGUUUUUAAAUUGUUUAAAUAUUAAUAAAAUAUAAUAAUGCAAUUACUAUAAUUAUUAUUAAUUAAAAAUAAAUAGCGACGGGCAUUUUAUAAU
Microplitis demolitor is the source of this 3591-nucleotide messenger RNA. RefSeq names its product leishmanolysin-like peptidase (gene Invadolysin). Lineage: Eukaryota; Metazoa; Arthropoda; Insecta; Hymenoptera; Braconidae. Gene Ontology annotation, cellular component: membrane; cytoplasm. Gene Ontology annotation, biological process: cell adhesion; proteolysis. The coding region runs from base 516 to 2588 and encodes 690 amino acids. Gene Ontology annotation, molecular function: metalloendopeptidase activity. The transcript is spliced from 13 exons. The record is from RefSeq and is a predicted model, not a curated record.